AAAAUCUAUUAAAUAUUCGGUUUUUUUGUGUGAUUUUAAUCUUUUAAUCUCGUACAAUGGCUGAAGACGAUGAGGAUAUAGGCCACAGAGUGAUGGCACCUGCUGCGCGCAAGUCAGAUGAAGAAACUGCGUUUCUUCAAUUCAUCGAAAUGGAAAACUUUAAAUCGUAUCGCGGCCACAUUGUUGUUGGUCCUUUGAAGCAAUUCAAUGCCGUUAUUGGGCCCAAUGGUUCUGGCAAAUCAAACUUCAUGGACGCCAUCAGUUUUGUAAUGGGCGAAAAGACCUCCAGUCUGCGUGUGAAGCGACUAAACGAUCUAAUCCAUGGCUCAUCCAUCGGCAAGCCAGUGGCGCGCAGCUGCUAUGUGACGGCCAAAUUUAUUUUGGAUGGCGAGAAGCAUAUGGAUUUUCAACGCGCAGUAAUUAGCGGCUCCUCAGAGUACCGCAUCAAUGGCGAUAGCGUCUCGAGCAACACUUACCUGAACAAGUUGGAAAAACUUGGCAUCAAUGUGAAGGCAAAGAAUUUUCUAGUGUUCCAAGGAGCUGUCGAAAACAUAGCAAUGAAAACGCCAAAGGAACGCACUGCGCUCUUUGAAGAAAUUAGCGGUUCGGGACUUCUGAAGGAUGACUACAAUCGUCUCAAGCAGGAAAUGAUUGUCGCUGAGGAGGAGACACAGUUUACGUACCAGAAGAAAAAGGGCAUCGCUGCCGAACGCAAAGAGGCCAAGCAUGAGAAAAUGGAAGCGGAACGCUACACACGCUUACAGGAUGAAUAUAACGAAAAACAAGUUGAGUAUCAAUUGUUUCGAUUGUUUCACGUUGAGAAGGACGUUCUAAAGUAUAACGCCGACUUGGAAGUGAAGCAGCAGGAAUUGAAAGCUGUGGAAUUACGCAAAGAGGCUGCUGACGAGGUGCUUCGUGAAAAGAAGAAAGACGCGGGCAAAAUUACUCGAGAUUUGGCUAGAAUUGAUCAGGAGAUACGUGAAUUCGAGACGCAACUAAAUAAACGACGUCCACUAUACAUAAAGGCAAAGGAAAAGGUUGCGCAUUGCAAGAAAAAGCUGGUGUCCUUGCAGAAGACGUUGGAGACAGCGCGCGAGGCGGACAAUGCACACCAGUUGGAUAUCCAAAAGCUGGAGAAGCAAUUGAGCGAUGUGGAGCUGUUGAAGAAGCGGUUCGAGGAUGAGAUCGAGAACGAGUCGCAGCGACGUGGCAAAAGCGUCAAUAUGGAGGAGGGACUUCAACAGGAAUAUGAUCGACUCAAACAGGAAGCAGAAGCGACCGCCACACAAUAUCGCUCCGAGUUGGACUCGGUCAAUCGUGAGCAGAAAUCGGAACAAGAUAUGCUUGAUGGCGAAACGAAUCGCAGGGCGUCUGUCGAAGAGUCUUAUAAGAAGUUAUCCUUGCAGCGCGAAGAAGCUGUCAAGCGGCGGGACAAGCUUAUGGAUCACAUUAAAUCAUCUCAAGCAGCACUCGAGGAGCAAAAUCGCAUCAAGGACGAGCUGCGACGUGACGUGGGCAGCUCCAAGGAGAAAAUUGCCGAAAAGCAACAUGAGCUGGAGAAUGUUCGGGAUCAGUUGGGCGACGCAAAGAGUGACAAGCACGAAGAUGCCCGUCGCAAAAAGAAACAGGAGGUGGUCGAAUUGUUUAAGAAACAGGUGCCCGGCGUCUACGAUCGCAUGAUCAACAUGUGCCAGCCCACGCACAAGCGCUACAACGUGGCCGUCACCAAGGUGCUGGGCAAGUUUAUGGAAGCCAUCAUUGUGGACACUGAGAAAACAGCGCGCCAUUGCAUUCAGAUCUUGAAAGAGCAAAUGUUGGAGGUGGAGACCUUUCUGCCAUUGGACUACUUGCAAGUGAAGCCAUUGAAGGAGCGAUUGCGCAACAUCAGUGAGCCACGCAAUGUGCGGCUGGUCUUCGAUGUGCUUAAGUUCGAGCCGCAGGAGAUCGAGCGUGCCGUUCUGUUCGCCACUGGCAAUGCACUGGUUUGCGAAACGCCAGAGGAUGCAAUGAAGGUUGCCUACGAAAUCGAUCGAUCGCGUUUCGAUGCCCUUGCCCUGGAUGGCACAUUCUAUCAAAAGUCCGGUCUGAUCUCUGGUGGUAGUCACGAUUUGGCACGCAAAGCCAAACGCUGGGACGAAAAGCAUAUGGCGCAGCUAAAGAUGCAGAAGGAGCGCCUCAACGAGGAGCUCAAGGAGCUGGUAAAAAAGUCUCGCAAACAGAGCGAGCUAGCAACCGUUGAGUCACAGAUAAAGGGUCUCGAGAAUCGACUCAAAUACAGCAUGGUGGACUUGGAGUCAUCGAAAAAGUCUAUUAGCCAAUAUGAUAAUCAGUUGCAGCAGGUCCAGAGUCAGCUGGAUGACUUUGGGCCCAAGAUCAGCGAAAUCGAGCGUCGCAUGCAGGAUCGCGAGGAGCAUAUACAGGAGAUCAAGGAGAAUAUGAAUAAUGUGGAUGAUAAAGUAUUUGCCGCCUUCUGCCAUCGCCUGGGUUUGAAGAACAUACGCCAAUACGAGGAGCGCGAGUUGGUCAUGCAACAGGAACGGGCACGCAAACGUGCCGAGUUCGAGCAGCAAAUCGAUGGUAUUAACAACCAGCUGGACUUCGAGAAGCAAAAGGACACGCGAAAGAACGUUGGUCGCUGGGAACGCAGCGUACAGGAUGAGGAAGAUGCAUUGGAAGGCUUGAAAACGGCCGAGGCACGGUAUUUGAAGGAAAUGGAUGAGGAAAAGGAGAAAAUGGAGAAAUUCAAGCAGGAGAAGCAAGCCAAGAAGCAGGCAGUAGAUGACAUGGAAGAGGACAUUUCUAAAGCCCGAAGAGAUGUUGCAAACUUGGCGAAAGAAAUACACAAUGUUGGCAGCCAGAUGUCAUCAGCGGAGUCCAAGAUCGAGGCGAAGAAAAACGAGAGACAGAACAUAUUGUUGCAGGCCAAAACCGAUUGUAUUGUGGUACCGUUGCUGAAAGGUUCUCUGGACGAUGCUGUGCGCCAAAGUGAGGUAGAUAGUUUGGAGCCAUCGACGUCCAUGAUGAACGACAAUCUCAUUGAGGUAGAUUAUCGAUCACUGCCACGUGAGCUGUGCAAACUUAAAGAUGAUUCCGCCUUCAAGAAAACCAAUGAGCAACUGCUGAAGGAUCUGCAAGCCAAGCUGGAUGUGCUCGAGCGCAUACAAACGCCAAAUAUGAAGGCAAUGCAGAAACUGGAUCUUGUCACAGAGAAAGUGCAGUCCACAAACGAAGAGUUCGAGAAUGCGCGACGCAAAGCUAAGAAGGCUAAGGCUGCAUUUGAAAAGGUUAAGAAUGAGCGAUCCUCACGAUUUGUCCAAUGCUGUCAGCAUAUAUCUGAUGCCAUCGAUGGCAUUUACAAGAAACUGGCACGCAACGAAGCCGCCCAGGCGUACAUUGGACCUGAUAAUCCCGAGGAACCCUACCUCGAUGGCAUCAAUUACAAUUGUGUGGCACCCGGCAAACGUUUCCAGCCUAUGAGCAAUUUGAGUGGCGGUGAAAAAACCAUUGCAGCACUUGCUCUGCUCUUCUCUACACACAGCUAUCAUCCUGCGCCGUUCUUUGUGCUUGACGAGAUCGACGCCGCCUUGGAUAACACAAAUAUUGGCAAAGUCGCGUCGUAUAUCAGAGAUCAUACGACCAAUUUGCAGACAAUUGUCAUAUCUCUCAAGGAAGAGUUCUAUGGUCAUGCUGAUGCUCUGGUCGGCAUCACUCCAGCGGAGGGCGAUUGUCUCAUAUCAAAUGUCUAUAUAAUUGAUUUGACCUGCUACGAGGACAAAUGAGCUGGACACUUUUGACGCAAUUAAUCAUAAGUUUUAAUUUAUAAUCGAUUUUGCAGCCACUUUUUCCAAUUAAUAAAACAUUUAUUGAUGAUAA
Molecule: messenger RNA, 3873 nt
Organism: Drosophila grimshawi
Lineage: Eukaryota; Metazoa; Arthropoda; Insecta; Diptera; Drosophilidae
Gene: SMC1
Product: structural maintenance of chromosomes protein 1A
Exons: 11
Coding region: 57-3779 (1240 amino acids)
Biological process (GO): sister chromatid cohesion
Cellular component (GO): cohesin complex; nucleus; chromosome
Molecular function (GO): protein binding; ATP hydrolysis activity; DNA binding
Source: RefSeq, a predicted model, not a curated record